Molecule: messenger RNA, 1071 nt
Organism: Botrytis fragariae
Lineage: Eukaryota; Fungi; Ascomycota; Leotiomycetes; Helotiales; Sclerotiniaceae
Product: putative activator 1 41 kda subunit protein
Exons: 5
Coding region: 1-1071 (356 amino acids)
Biological process (GO): DNA repair; DNA-templated DNA replication
Cellular component (GO): DNA replication factor C complex; nucleus
Molecular function (GO): DNA clamp loader activity; ATP hydrolysis activity; DNA binding
Source: RefSeq, a predicted model, not a curated record
AUGGCUAGCUUCUUUGAUAUCAAAGCUCGCAAGGCAGAAGCUGCUUCAAAUGGCACCACAAAUGCAAAAGAAGAAGCCAAGAAAAAUAAUCGCAUGCAACCAUGGGUUGAAAAAUAUCGACCCAAAGGCCUAGGAGAUGUUACGGCGCAAGAUCAUACCAUCACUGUUCUGCAACGCACACUCCAAUCCUCCAAUCUUCCACAUAUGCUCUUCUACGGCCCUCCAGGCACAGGUAAAACAUCGACGGUGCUCGCACUCGCCAAAGAACUCUACGGUCCCGAACUCAUGAAAUCCCGCGUUCUUGAACUCAACGCUUCCGACGAACGAGGUAUAUCUAUUGUCCGCGAAAAAGUGAAAGAUUUCGCUCGCAUGCAACUUUCCAAUCCCUCGCCCGCCUAUCGUCAGAAAUAUCCGUGUCCCCCUUACAAGAUUAUUAUAUUGGAUGAGGCGGAUAGUAUGACGCAAGAUGCGCAAAGUGCGUUGAGAAGAACGAUGGAGACGUACAGUAGGAUUACGAGAUUCUGUUUGAUUUGCAAUUAUGUGACGAGGAUUAUUGAUCCCUUGGCAAGUAGAUGUAGCAAGUUUCGAUUUAAGAGCUUGGAUAAGGGGAAUGCGGUGGUUAGAGUGAGGGAGAUUGCGGAUAAGGAAGGUAGUGCGGCGAGGUUGGUGGGAGCGGUUAGUCCGGAGGGCGAAGAGAGGGGCAAUGCAGAUAAAAUGGAUGUGGAUGAAAAGAUGGUUACUGUGAGCAGCGUGGAAGAUAUCGCAGGAGUUAUACCAGACAACACGAUUGAGAAAUUGGUCAAGGCUAUGCAGCCGAGAUCGAGAGGAGUGGUAUAUGAAGCUGUAUCCAAAGUAAUCGUUGAUAUGGUGGCAGAUGGGUGGAGUGGCACACAGGUCGUCUCACAGCUGUACCAAACCAUCAUCAACUCCGAAUUGAUCGCCGACUCCCACAAGAACAAAAUCGUAGCUCUCUUUUCAGAAGCAGACAAACGACUCGUGGAUGGUGCAGACGAACAUCUUACUAUCCUCGACCUGUCUUUAAGGAUAUCCAACAUUCUCGGCAGUUCUUGA